CCCGACCAGCGAAUGGCCCUCGCGCACCGCCCACCUCCCGUCUCUUCCUCGUUGAGUACGCCUCCGCCCCUCUCCCUUGCUGUCGUCGACGGCGCCCGCCUCUCGAUGCUGCUCCCCCUCCGCCCCGCCCCCGCCCUAAACCUUAUGCGGACGUCGCCGCCACCUUCUCUCGCGUCGCAGACACUCUCUCCUUCUCUCGAUUCACGGCCACCCUCAUCCUCUUGUGCCAAGCAAGGCUAUCCUAAAAAUGGCGGCUUUGAUCUCUCGCGGUGCCGGUGUUGGCGGCACAGCGUAGCUCCAGUCUUCGUGGUGGCUGAUGAAGAUCCAAUCGCCGUGCUUCUGCUGCUGGCGGCGCGGCGGAGUUCGAAUCAAGUGGUGGCGUUGGAUCCGGCGCGGACUUGAGCUAAAAAUGGGCAUUUUGCUCGAUGGCGGUACAUCUCUUCUGCAGGGAGCAAUCGGAGAUGUCGGGCACCAGGGCGGGCGACGGCAGGCCGCAUCAACAUCAAGGUCAAGGGACAGGUCUGCGGCAGUUGGGGGACUUGGUCAUUUCUGUCGAGACAUCCUGGCGGCAAGCAGAAGAAAGAGGGCCUACACUUCUUGAUGAGAUGAGAAUUCUCAUGAUUGGAGGACCUACCAAAUGGAGACAUUGCAAUGUGUUACAGAAUCCAGGAUGCUCCAGCUGCUACUCUGCUUCAUCCUGCUCUGCUUCAUCAACGCGGACAAUGGCGAGGGACGGCUCCGGCAGUUGAGGCGACAGCGAUCGACCUUGCGUCCAUGCCUUCUCGUCGAGAAGAAAGACGGCGGGAGAAGGUUGCAGGGUGCAGGCCGGAGGGACGGCUACAGGGUGGGAGGAGAAGCUUGCCCGGCGGUGCCGGCCUCCUCGAGGCGGACGCAUGGGCGCAGGAGGUGAGCGGCGACCAGCGGCGAGAAGCGAGCUCGGCGGAGUGGCCUGCGGGAGAAGGCUGCAGGCGCGGCCGCCGGGGAGGAAUGAGCUAGCCCGGCAGCGCCGCCCUCCUCGAGGCGGACCCAUGGACGCAGGAGGCGAGCAGCGACCGCCAGCGAGAGGCGAGCUUGGUGGAGUGGCCUGCGGGAGAAGGCUGCAGGCGUGGCCGUCAAGGAGGGAUGAGAUACUGGCCCAGCGGCGCCGCCCUCCUUGAGGCGGAACCAUGCGCGACGCGAACUUCGGCGGCGCGAUCUCCGGCGGAACCAUGCGCGGCGCGAUCUCCAGGGAGGCUGGCGGCGUGAUCUCCGGCGGAACCAUGGCGAGAGGCGAUCUCCAGGGAGGCUGGCGGCAGCGCGAGCUCUACGUAGGCCGGCGGCGACAGUCAAAAGUUCGAUGGAGGC
This is a messenger RNA of Lolium perenne, 1344 nucleotides long. NCBI's taxonomy places the organism in Eukaryota, Viridiplantae, Streptophyta, Magnoliopsida, Poales, Poaceae. The record is from RefSeq and is a predicted model, not a curated record.